AUGAAGGGUUACACUGGUAAUGAUAACAAGGGCGAACACUUUUGGUGCCCGACGCUUCCGUUCCAAGUGAUGGACGGCUCCAAUGAAUUGGGUUUCUUGGGACGAAAGCACAUCCUUAACUACGCAUCCAGUGGCGGCAGUGCAUUGCAACAUAGCGUCAAAACAAGGAGCAAAAAGAAGGACGAAUGA
Cordyceps militaris CM01 is the source of this 189-nucleotide messenger RNA. RefSeq lists its product as uncharacterized. Lineage: Eukaryota; Fungi; Ascomycota; Sordariomycetes; Hypocreales; Cordycipitaceae. The transcript is spliced from 4 exons. Bases 1 to 189 code for a protein of 62 amino acids. The record is from RefSeq and is a predicted model, not a curated record.